Octopus bimaculoides (California two-spot octopus) is the source of this 1533-nucleotide messenger RNA. RefSeq lists its product as uncharacterized. The record is from RefSeq and is a predicted model, not a curated record. Lineage: Eukaryota; Metazoa; Mollusca; Cephalopoda; Octopoda; Octopodidae.
CUAUGACUCUAUAUAUUUGGAUAUAAUUCUUAGUACUUGGUUGUGACCAACGACGAUAGUGAUGUCGAAACGUCUUGUAUUACAUUUUGCGUUAUAUCUCUCCUUGACAUAUCUUGCACAAGCAGAUACAACGGUUGAAGGAAGAAUAUACAAGAACGAAUUUAUUAAAAUCAGUGCCGCUGUAAUUGAUGCAGCGAAUAUGCUCGAGAUAUCUAACGGUUCUGUUGAAGAAUGCGCAGAGAAAUGUUACAAAUCAGAUACGUGUGCAACUUUUCAAUUCUACAACACAAAAUCUGAAUGUGACUUUUACGGAAUCAGCAAACAUCAACAAAGUAACGCGACUGAAUCAAACAUUGAUUUAUAUCACCUGAGAGAACAUACAAACCAGUGUUGUCCAAUAAGUUUGAUGAAUGGCGCAGGUCUUUCAAAAGAUAAGAGAUUUUCUGAACGAUUUUUAUCGUUCGAAACUUGUGUGUCUACUUGUUAUCAGGAUUCCUGGUGCAAAACUGUCAGCUUCAACAGAUCGAAUAACACAUGCGCAAUGAGUAAUUAUACCAGUUAUAAUGCCUCAGUUAGACUUACCGAUGAUAAUUGGCAAUACAUGGAAUUCACUAAGCAUCUUCCGCUCGUUAUACAUCAAGACAGUGGUGGCCUUCCAAAUAUUAUUAACUGUCAUUCUGAUUAUUUCGCUAUGUACAACCUGCGCGACACAAUGAAUAACAGAAGUUUCCGCCAUGAAUUUAUGGUAGUCCAUAACGCUUACAUGUCCGAACGGAGUAUGAGAGACAUGCUCUGCGAUUCCGUUGAACAAUGUGCAGAGAUGUGUUAUAAAUCAAAGAAGUGUAGAUCCUUUGUACACAACACAGUGAAAUCUAAGUGUAAGCUUUACGAAUUCAACACACGUCAAAACCAAUUGCGCAGUCACUCAAACUUUGUCUUCUAUCAACGGAGAGUACAACCAAAGAACAAGUGUUGUCCAGUGAGUGUCAUCCGUGGCGUGGUUCUUCCAAGACAUAAGAUGUUCUCUGAACGAGUUUUGUCGUUCAUAAAUUGUCUGUCCAUUUGUUAUAAUGAUUCCUGGUGCAACACUGUCAACUACAACAUAAAAUCACAGACAUGCCUCACGACUAAUUAUACAAGUUUUAAUGCCAGUACUGUCUUUAGCGUAAAUGAUUGGCAAUACGUUGAAUUCGUAAAGUGUAAGUGGAUGUUUAUUUUUGCUGUUCCACUGCGGGUGCUAUUUCGGCUUCUACAAAUAUGGCUGGGUGAUCUUCCGUUCAAAAUAUACGAAAUCAGUGAUGGCCUCGAGGGAGUUGUAAACUGUCAUCCUGAUCAUUUCCCUUUGUACAGCAACGGUAAGUAUUGUUUCUUCGUCCACAUACAUCUGCAUUCUAUUCUUUAUUUAAAUAUAUAUUUCUUAUAGAUUCAUAGUUGUUUAUUUAUUUAUUCAUUUAUUUUACAUUGCAAUCGGUGCAAUGUCGGACACGUGUUUACAGGUAUCCAACAGGUGGUUCUGUUGAAACCGAAGCACGA